Messenger RNA from Belonocnema kinseyi, 2191 nucleotides. It is a transcript of the gene sob, whose product is annotated as protein sister of odd and bowel. Gene Ontology annotation, biological process: embryonic pattern specification; embryonic hindgut morphogenesis; regulation of transcription by RNA polymerase II. The record is from RefSeq and is a predicted model, not a curated record. Gene Ontology annotation, molecular function: RNA polymerase II transcription regulatory region sequence-specific DNA binding; DNA-binding transcription factor activity, RNA polymerase II-specific. NCBI's taxonomy places the organism in Eukaryota, Metazoa, Arthropoda, Insecta, Hymenoptera, Cynipidae. The transcript is spliced from 2 exons. The coding region runs from base 213 to 1496 and encodes 427 amino acids. Gene Ontology annotation, cellular component: nucleus.
CGCGAGCACCUCACGCCUUCGUCCUGAAGAUGCGACCGGACGACGGUCACGCGCCCCUUUAUCUGUGAUCUUCUCAACUACCCUGCACGACCUUGAUCGUGAUCGACCAAUGUGAGACUAGAGGUGCGGGUCGCGAGAUCUCGUGUGGUGAUUUGUUGGAGUGCAGCUGCCCCAGUGCAGCUGUUUGAAAACUACCCUCAACUGGAGGAAGGAUGCAGCAGCAGAAUCAGCGGGAGAUGACGGCUACAACGACGGCCUCAGCGCCCUCAGGCGACCUUCAUGAAACAGUUUCCUCAACGGACACCAGCUCAAUGGAAGGUUCCAGCCUCUCAAACUUGACUCUGCAAAGCGUUCUUCAAAGCGUACAGACCUACAUGACGCUGCAAAGGCUCCACGUUAGUGGAGCAACGAAUGUUUCAUCAACAUCCUCAAUUUCGACCUUAGGACUUCAAGGAGCGCUUCUUGCGACCCUUCAGAGGGUAGCGCUUCUACCUCCAGGACAUGCUGCUGCUGCAGCGUUUAAUCUUCAGGCGCUGGAUGCUUAUUUGACUCUGCAUCGUCUUCAUGUCAGUGGUGCUGCAGCGACGGUGUCCUCUUCUUCACCGAUUUCAACCCUCACAGGACCUAGUCGAUGCUCGAUGACCUUGGGGGGUAAUUUAUCCUUGAACUCUGCCUCUUUGACAAAUUUCAAGACUGAUUUAGGGGUGGAUGUUCUCACGGCUACUUCCUUAGAUGAGGAUGAUGGAUCUCAUCUCGAUUUUGUGACUGAUCCGGAAGAGGAUCUGGCUCUUCUGGAAGAGGAGGACGCGAUUUUAAGGGAAAAUUUGGCGUCUUCUUCAACUGCGAAUCAUGACGUUCUUCUGCAGAGGAUCGCUGAAGGACAUCAGAUAAUUCUGCCGACGGGGAACACUGGACAGUCGGUGCAAAAUUCGUCGUUACAGGCGACCUCAACUUCUUCGGACAAUAAUUUGCAGAGAAAUUGUAGGGCUGCGAGACCCAAGAAACAGUUUAUUUGUAAAUUUUGCAAUCGACAGUUUACUAAGAGCUAUAAUUUGCUGAUUCAUGAGAGAACACAUACGGAUGAGAGGCCAUACUCUUGCGAUAUUUGCGGAAAGGCAUUCCGUCGGCAGGAUCACCUCAGAGACCACAGGUACAUUCACAGUAAGGAGAAACCCUUCAAAUGUGCAGAAUGCGGCAAAGGAUUUUGCCAGAGCAGAACUUUAGCAGUCCACAAAAUACUCCACAUGGAAGAAUCACCUCACAAGUGUCCAGUUUGCGAUAGAAGUUUCAAUCAAAGAAGCAAUUUAAAGACUCAUUUAUUAACUCAUACUGAUAUUAAGCCCUACCACUGCGCCUCUUGUGGAAAAGUUUUUCGCAGAAAUUGCGACCUGAGAAGGCAUUCUUUGACACAUAAUUUGGGGGUGGCGGGGUCGCCAUCGUCGCCUAGGAUUUCCGUACCUGGAUCCAGCACCGCCGUUCUACAAGAGACUUCUUAGAAUUCGCUUUUUCACGGAAAAAUUAACUUUCAUUUUGAAAAGUCGAGAACUAAAAUGGUUUAACUAAAUAAAAUCUCUUAACAUAAUUGAUUUUUUGACUAGGGUGACUAAUUUCUUAUUUAUCCUACUCUUAAGUUCACUGGAAAAUCUCGGUAGGAUUCCAGUAAAGAUUAUUCAGUUCAUUUGAUAGCAAUAUUUUUUGCGAGAGGUGAUAAAUUGCUCAACCUAAUUGAGAAAUCGGUUGAAUUUUUUUUGACUAAUUAGCUUAGUGGUUGAUUUUUCAAAAUUUUUUUCAGUGUUAUCGGUCUCUAACUUGCUCACUCUUUCGAGUCUUUCACAAUCACUCAUUCGCGUCGUAAUUAGCGCGUAAGUAAAUAAGUUCGAAUCUCUUUUAAUUAUAGGCUCGUGCGAUAGAUGUGUUAUAUAAUUAUUAUACAUAUAGAUAUAUAUAUUUUACGUGUGUAUUGACGGGAGGGAGAGAGAGAGUAAGAGAGUAAGAUUGUUAAGUGGUAGGAAAGACAAUGAGUGUACUAUGAUGAUAAGCGCGUCUGUGUUGUGUAAGUGUAAAAUAAAUUUGUAUUAUUAUUUUUUAUCUGAGUGUAUAUGUUUUUUCUUUUAUUUGUAAGUAUAAGAAGCGAUUUUUCGAUAUUGGUGAUUUGCUUGAAGUCUGAGACUAUAAAAACGGAACUAUAAGA